Messenger RNA from Tuber melanosporum (Perigord truffle), 2818 nucleotides. RefSeq lists its product as uncharacterized. The transcript has a single exon. NCBI's taxonomy places the organism in Eukaryota, Fungi, Ascomycota, Pezizomycetes, Pezizales, Tuberaceae. The record is from RefSeq and is a predicted model, not a curated record. The coding region runs from base 566 to 2623 and encodes 685 amino acids.
CUUCUAACCGCAUCACCCCAUCAGACAUCUCUGUUGGUGGGGGAGUCCUUGCUGCCAUGGCUACCCCCCCCGACAAAACCGUUCGGGGAUUCUUCGCUCCUCCUCCUCCACCCCAGCCUGACCGUUCAGCUUAGGCCAGCCCCCCUUUCACUACCGGUACUCCCCAAAACAUCACCUCCGUCUUUUCUUUCUUUUUUAUCUUAUUUUAUUUUAUUUUAGUUUUUGCUUUUUUUACUUCUUUUGUUUUAUUUCUCUAUUUUUUUUUUGCUCUCUCAUCCACUCCAUUUCUCCCCUUGCUCGUCCUUUACACCCACACUCGAGUACAGUAGAAGACCCCCUUCAUCCCCCCCUCCUUCCCUUCUUGUUCUUGCUUCUGACUUCAUUCAUGUCCUUGUCAAUCCUUACUCGCAGCCUCCAUUGUCUUUCACUCUUUUGAUUUCUUGCUUUCCUCUUGUCCAGGGUUCCUGCACAUACCGGUACAUCCCCUUCCUCUUCCUUUAUCCGACACUCCGGAAUCGAGUGCUCUGUUACCUCUCCGACUUCUGCAUUCCCGGUUGGAUGCCCGAUGUUCGAACGUGGCAAUGGAUCGAAAUCUGCGGGAACCAGCGCGCAUGUACCGGUACCGGUAGUCGAUGGCUCACCACCACCACCAACCCGCACAUAUUUCAUGGCUACCCCUCCGCUGGCCCCUCUAGUUGGGGGCUUUGAGGAUUCCAGGGUUCUAAAUACCCCAAGGCAGCAGAAGGGUUUCUUUUCGCUAUUCUCGCGUUUUGGUGGGAAAAGCAAGUCUCUAUCUAAUAUCAUCACAAAGCCUGAAGCAUUCACCAAACCUGUUGAAAGUAGUAGACCCUCCGUCCCAAGUACGCCGGUUACACCCUCAAUGAAGCGUUCUUUAUCUAUUCCGGUAUUUAACACUUGCGCAACAAGCGAUCACUCUCCUUCUUCACCUUCUCGGAAAUCAUGGGAGCCUGUUCCUCUUAGCGAGGCCUUCACCCAAGCUAUCCGAAUGGCUUCCCUCUCGGCCUCCUCUCUCUCAAUGGAAACACUGAUCAGGCGAAACUCUGAGCGUGGCAAGAACCCAAAAGACAGGCGUGGUCGCAUUCUGCACCGAAGCCAUGCUUCUACCAGGUCCGUAGAUUUGGAUUGGACACGCAAGACUUUUGUGCUGAUCGAGGGAUUUCUCCUUCAAUAUGCUGGGGAUGGCCCUCACGAUCGAAGCCCAGAGAAGACGCUACAGCUAACUUCAACCUCCAUCGCAUUUGCGAGCGAUGUAAUUCCUGGUAGGCCUUGGGUAUUGCAGGUUUACCGGAGCGCUGGUCCUGAUGGUAGCUUAUUGCCUGAACGAAAAGGUUCUUUCUUGUCUAAAAUUGCAUUCAAGGGUCCUGCAAAGAAUACUGCAGUGUCUCUCUUGUUAGUUUUUGAUGGAGCGGAGGAAAUGGAUGCUUGGAUGGGGUGUAUAAGGGCCGAAGCUAGCAGGCUUGGGGAAGGAAAUGUGAAUAAGCCGGUGAGCGAAGUCGUCAGCGGUAUACGGGAGGAGGAAGAAGGUGAAGAGCAGGAUGACCCUCGCCACUCUAGGAGAUUUGUUAUAGAUCGCGCGGUGGGCUCGGUUGGGGGCGGGACUGUAUCAGACGAAAAUACCUCGAAACGGGCUUCCACGUAUUAUCGGUCUUCCUUAGAUGCGGGGAGAUCGUUUACGACGACAGUGUCCGGGGAUCACAUUCUCUUGGAACAUCUUCGUGGGUCUAGGCUUUCUUCUCUCAGCUCUACCUGUGGUGCCAGGGUUCCCACUGUUUCCCCAGACACGAGUCCCGAAAGGUCCUCGACACGAAACAAGCGAUCCUCUGUGGCACUGUCGGCUCGAUCACGCUCAUCAAUGGAUCUAAAACCACCUUCCCAGAGGCCACUGUCAGUCAUGGACCGUGAUGGUAAUCUAUACUGGAUCCCACGGACACCUUCACCAUCCGCUCCCAAUUUUUCACUCCCUAUUCCUCUUUCUAAUGGCCACCCCCAGCUGGGAAGCAGACGUUCGACUUUCUCGGCGAUCCCCCCUGGAGCAAUUUCUCCGAUGCCUACCCCACCCAUUUCCACUCGGCCAAGUUUAUCUGCGGUGUCCACGGUCGGCGUCCUUUCUGAAAUAUCAUACCCACGUACGCGACCACGCCAAUCCCAGUCCAACCCCCCAUCUCCAUCUGUAAUUGUAUCACCAAAGGCAAAAUCGACCCCUAUACCCGCGAGGCCACAGCGCCCAGUGUCCAUGUUUGAUUCUCGGUCCCCGCCGCCUUCCGAGGUACAAAAUCUCUCAAAAUCUCCAUCAAUCAAGAAGCACCAUCUGCAAGCUGGAAUUGCGGUACCACCCCGGACCAAGUCCCUCCGCAGAAAAUCCAUGACUGCCAUUGGGCCAUCUGGGACCGGAGCUGCGGGACCACCGCUACACCCACCUCCCUCCAUUCCUCUACCUAGAUUGCCACCUAGUGAGGAUGACUCCAACUCUGUGUACACUUCUUCCAUGCCUUCGCCACAUCAUCGAAAACUUCCGCCACCGCCUGGUCCUAGCCCCCCAAAGACUUGCUCUUUGGGGAACAGGCAUUCAUUUCAUGGUGUUCGCCGAGAGAAAUACGUUUAAUGUCCUAACUUUUAUGUCACGUUUGUUUUUUCUGCAUUUCGUUUGUUCAUUCCAUUUAUUGCAGCAUCCUACCUAUACGGACUUUGGGGCCCUGAUACACGUGAGGAGCUUCUUUUGUCUCGGGCCCGGCUCCUGCCGGACCAAAAUCCUUUACUUAUGAGUCGCUCUUUGAUACAAGUUUUUUUUUUUUUUUCA